AUGCUGGCCGAGACAUCAAAUAACAGAGAACAGUCGACCGAUAGUGAGAAAAUUACAGAGAGAUUGAGACGGAGAAACCCCGUGGGAACCACCAGUAUCCCUUACACUCCUCCACCGCAAGCACCCCCUCCUCCUCCAGCAAAUCCUUCAGCAUCCCCUCCUCGUCCUCCCCGAUCACCUCUUCGACCCAUCUUCCCUCCUAAUUUCCCUCCUUCGUAUGCUGCUGUCAUCGCUCAUCAUGCAUCCACGUCCGGUCAGAUCGAUCGUGACAUACUGCGCGAGAGAUCAUACUGGAAGAGGAAAGAUCUGAAGUGGAUUGGGUAG
Kwoniella mangroviensis CBS 8507 is the source of this 324-nucleotide messenger RNA. RefSeq lists its product as uncharacterized. NCBI's taxonomy places the organism in Eukaryota, Fungi, Basidiomycota, Tremellomycetes, Tremellales, Cryptococcaceae. The record is from RefSeq and is a predicted model, not a curated record. The coding region runs from base 1 to 324 and encodes 107 amino acids. The transcript is spliced from 2 exons.